UAUGUAAUCUUCCUUUGAUUUUCACCGAUGACGACCCCGGUCGCUCGACGGGUAAAUCCAAUCAAGCACAUAAUUAUCGUAUGUUCGGGCAAGGGAGGCGUCGGGAAAUCAUCUGUUUCCACACAGCUCGCUCUCAGCCUUCAUGCGUCGUCGCCGACCGCACACAUAGGUCUUCUCGAUGUCGAUUUGACAGGUCCUUCGCUACCACGCAUGCUCGGUCUUGAUGGUCACGGCAUCCAUCAGAGUAGCGACGGCUGGGUUCCGGUGUAUGCAGAUGCCCAUGGCCAGGGCGUUCCGAGACUGGCAUGUAUGAGCAUUGGAUUUCUGUUGAAGAACAGAGGUGAUUCCGUCGUAUGGAGGGGCCCGAAGAAGAAUGCCAUGAUCAGGCAGUUUUUGAGUGACGUGAGAUGGGGGGAACUAGAUUAUCUCAUAAUAGACACGCCUCCCGGUACUUCUGACGAACAUCUAUCGUUACUAGAACACCUGGCACCGGUACACUCGCGAUUAUCAGCGGUUAUCGUGACUACUCCCCAGGCGGUCGCUCUACUGGAUGCGAUGAAGUGUCUCUCGUUUACCCGUGCAGUCAAUCUACCAGUUUUGGGAAUAAUCGAGAAUAUGAGUGGGUACGUCUGCCCAUGCUGUGGAGAAGUCAGCAACGUGUUCUCUACCGGAGGGGGAGAAGAGAUGGCAAAGCGGGAAGGUUUGCCGUUCCUGGGUAGAAUGCCGCUUGACCCCGAGUUAGUCACUCUUCUGGACGCUGCAGAGCCGCCUAACGAAGCCGGCGGAGGACGGGAGCGAAGCAGCGAUAAGGCUUUUGAGGUGGUUGAGAAGUAUCGGAAGACAACGUCAGCCAAACUCUUCGCUGCCAUUGCGCACAAGGUGAUGGAUACGAUCGGUCCGGUGCAGGUGGCACAGGAGACUAUGAUUGGCGAUACAGCAAGUGCACAAGGCACAUCAUGACUUCCUGUCAUGGAACACACGCUGAUGUAGCCCUCCAGUUACAUACAUAAUACUGCUACAAGUAUUUUGAGAUGUAUGGAUUAUAUAAUCACAUUGGCCCACCCGAAAUAGGCAACCCGAAUAUGCGGAGUGGAGUG
Pisolithus orientalis is the source of this 1097-nucleotide messenger RNA. RefSeq names its product P-loop containing nucleoside triphosphate hydrolase protein. Gene Ontology annotation, molecular function: ATP binding; ATP-dependent FeS chaperone activity; 4 iron, 4 sulfur cluster binding. Bases 28 to 960 code for a protein of 310 amino acids. The record is from RefSeq and is a predicted model, not a curated record. Gene Ontology annotation, biological process: iron-sulfur cluster assembly. NCBI's taxonomy places the organism in Eukaryota, Fungi, Basidiomycota, Agaricomycetes, Boletales, Pisolithaceae. The transcript has 2 exons. Gene Ontology annotation, cellular component: cytosol.